AUGGCUUCCGGACACCAAUCAGCGUUCUCUGCGUCCACCCAGCACCGCGCCUUAGGUGAUGGGCGAUCUUCCAUGAGCCAAGAUGCCGGUUCAGAGAAUGGCAGUUGGAACGAUGCAGUCCCCAGGUCGGGAAGGAAUGGGAGGUCUGGAUCUGGAGGUAGCGCUACCACCGGCACUCGAGGGCCUUCGUCGCUGGCCCCGUCGUUUGGCGGGCCCGGUAGCUUCAGCGCGGAGCUCAAGAGCAUGACCUCACGGAGUACGACACCGCGAGCCGAUGGAACCUACACACGACGAGCCAGUAAAUCGAUUGGCGAGGAAGACCUCAAUACUUCAGACGAGCGCGUGGCGUUUCUUCGAGGAAAGAUCGCCAAAGAAACAAAGAUCAAGACUGGAACAGAGAAUAUGCUCGAGGCACUGCUGGCAAAGCCUCCGAAGCAAACGAAAGAACAGCGCCUCAAGGUAGAAUCUGAGCUGAGCACAUCAAAUCGCAAACUGGCCGAGUUACAACACGAGCUUGAAGAAGAGCUGCUACGCGCGCAGGCGCCGGCCACAACUCCCCCACGCAGUCGACUUUCCAGCCUUUUUCGAGGUAGUCCCAUGCGCUCACCCUCCCGCAAUCAUAAUGGCGGGGGAUCAUUGGAUGGAUACCAAGAGGUCGACGAAGAUGGGAACAUGGAAUCCCCGACAUAUGUGUUGUCCGAAACCCUUCAGGCAUUAGAGAUCGAGGGUAUGUCGCCUGACUUCUAUGUGGAGCGCGCGAACAAUCUGGUCGAGUUAUUUAAGCGACAUCCGGCCCUCAAGUAUGACCUUGCAUGGCCUGUAUUUGGAUUGCGUGUUCAAAUCAUGCUCCUCAGCGACAGCAAAGAAGUGGUCGCCGCGGGCUAUCGGUUGACUCGCUAUGCCAUAGCAGAUCGGAAAUCCAUUCAAACCAUUCGCGCUCUCCACACAGAUGAACUCGUUAUCUUAUCUCUCGUCAAAGAGAGCAAAUCAAGCAUUGAAAGGGAACAAGCUCUCAAAUUCGUGAGAGCCUUUCUUGAUGUCAAAGAUGGCGUGAAGGAGAUAUCGCGUGCUGUCGUCCGCACAAUCGUCUCCGUGGCAGAGCACAACGAGGAUCGGCUACGCAACAUAUCCAUCAUGACUCUAGCGGAAAUGUUGAUCAAAGAUCCAGAGCUCGUUGCUUCUUCCGGUGGAUUCUCUGCUUUACACGAUGCAUUGGCAGAAGGCACAUUUGGUGCUUCGGAGAGUUUGAUAUCCAGCUUUUUGCAUAUCCUCGACACCCCACGCAGCCGGAAAUACCUGCAAGGAAGCGAACUAGAAGCUGUUUUAACGCCAUUCACCGAUUCUCUGGCAGACUCUCUUCGCAACGGGCGGUUAAAAUCUGCGGCUCGCGCGAUCUCUGCCAUGCUCAAGACGUGGCCUGGCCUUGUGAUUCUCGCUAGGAACAACGCGAAACCAUUGCAUUCUCUCUUAGAGUCAUUGCAUUAUCCCGACCCUCAGGCCCGUGACCUUAUCAUGGAACUGCUAUUCGAUGCACUGCGAAUAAAACCCCCGUCGUGGUCAUCUUCUUUCCUUGCCGGCAGGCGACUCACAACAUACGGUAGAGUUUCGAAUCUGCGUUCUGAUACCGAAUCAAGACACACACCUUCAUUCACCGAGAGUACCAGCAACAAAUUCGAUCUCACGGCGCACUUUUCAACCCUGAUACUGGCGGCUUUGAUCGAGGCCGGUCUGCCCAAAGCCCUUUCGGAUCUGAUUGAGGAUGAGACAGAUCCCUCACUCCGACGAAAAGCCACUCUUCUCCUGACUGAAGUGCUCAAGUUGGCCCAUCAUUCCCUGCCAUCGGCAACCAGUGCCAAGCUCCAAGUCCUUCCAAAUCUAAUCCCUCCCGCCAUCCAAUUCGAUACCGACAACCAUGACGUUUCAACAUCGACGAUUUUCCAGAUUGAAAGUAUCAAUCGGACAUUAGCGCGCUCCGGGGCCUAUUCAGGCCCAGGUCGUUACAACAUGGACGUGGAUUUCACGGCCCCUUUGCUACCUGGUGAACAAACAAAAGACAAAUUGAGCCCGACCAUGGAUGAACAAACAUUCCGAAAUGCCAUCAUGGAAACUCAUGUGUUGAACACCUCCAAUUACAUCAAGUGGAAGUGGGAUCUCAUUCACCGUCUCGUCGAGGGUCCGCUCACGAACCCUAAGCGCAUGGAUGAGGCCAUCAAAGGCUCGAAAUUCAUGAAGCGACUUAUUGGAUUCUACAGACCUUUCAAAUACCGCUUCGCUCUUGUGCCAAACACGAAGCCAAAUCAGCGUUACGUUCGGACUGGUUGUGCCUUGAUGCGAACCCUUGUCCAGACUCCUGAAGGCACAAAGUAUCUCGCCGAGAACAAGUUUUUGCGGCAGGUCGCCGAAUGCCUUGCACAAUUGGACCGAAUGAGCGGGCUAACCUCUGCAUCCCCACUUUUCUCACGAGACCAGAUGACCAACACGAUGAGUGGGGGCCACCUGCGCGUUAUGCUCUCAAAAGCCCUCACGAUCGGAUCCAAAGAAAUCCGCAUCUUUGCAACCAAGCUUCUUCGCAAGUAUGCUGUCGGCAGUGAUACUGUGCCUACGCAUGAGGCAAUUGGAAAUGCGGAAUGGGUUGUUAAGCUUCUUGUGACUCAGCUAUACGACCCGGACGUCACGGUUUGCCAAAUUGCCGUGAAGAUUCUCGAAGAAGCAUGCAACCAGCGUGACUAUCUCGAGUACGUGGUCAAAUGUCGGCCUUCUCUUGAUCACUUGGGUGAGAUUGGUGCACCUUUGCUUCUGCGCUUCUUAUCGACUUCAGUCGGCUACCAUUACUUGGACGGUCUGGAUUACAUCACUCAAGAGAUGGACGACUGGUUCCUCGGUCGAAACGACUCAUACGUGGCCCUCGUGGAAGCGGCUUUGUCAAGAGCCUACGUUGAUCAACCACGACGCAGUAGCUAUGCACCCGAAGACCUGGUUGAUAUGCAAGAUGUCGGUGUUGUGCCCCCACACUUUUACCGAGAGCUUGCUCGAACUGCCGAGGGCUGUAAGCUUUUGGAGCAAUCAGGCCAUUUUAGCGAAUUCGCAUGGACAAUCCGAGAUUUCAAACUCGAAGAAGAAGAUUACGAGGUGCUCCUCAAGGUUAAGGGAUGUCUCUGGGCCGUGGGAAAUGUCGGGUCGAUGGAACUUGGCGCCCCGUUCCUCGAACCAGAGAUUGUGCAACGCAUUGUAACGAUAGCCGAGAGCGCAGGUGUUUUGACGAUGCGAGGCACUGCUUUCUUCGUCUUAGGGCUGAUCUCCCGCAGCAAACACGGGCUACAGGUAUUGCGAGGUCUUGGAUGGGACUCUGCCAUUGACCAGAAUGGACAUAUUCUAGGCUUCUGCCUACCGACAGACCAUCGCAAGCUAUUCCUGAUCUCCUUCCCGGGGUACAAAUCGGAUGCCAAACGUACAUCCCAAAAUAAACUCAAGGAGGCAACGACAGACCCGGACGCAACCAAUCAGAAGAUCCUGAAGUUGAUUGUCGAUAUGGGCAACACCGUUCUUUCGAAGCGAGCAGCCACAGACCUGCAUAGGUAUCGUCUCUCACCUCCCGAUUUCUGCGAGUCACUACUAAUCAUACAUGGCCAUAGCAUCAAAUCCAAACAACCUGAAAAAUUCCACCAGGUUCAUCUUUUCGGCAAAACCCUAUGUAUUCUCGAGAGUCAUCAUUUCCGACUACCAGCUCGGCGCUUCGCCAUUGAUUUAUUCGACAAGACCGUCAUGCGCCGAAUCGUUCUCGACGAAGAUUCAUCCGGAACGGAUUCUGAUUCAUCUUCAUAG
This is a messenger RNA of Penicillium waksmanii, 3822 nucleotides long. RefSeq names its product putative cytosolic regulator Pianissimo. NCBI's taxonomy places the organism in Eukaryota, Fungi, Ascomycota, Eurotiomycetes, Eurotiales, Aspergillaceae. The coding region runs from base 1 to 3822 and encodes 1273 amino acids. The transcript has 4 exons. The record is from RefSeq and is a predicted model, not a curated record. Gene Ontology annotation, cellular component: TORC2 complex. Gene Ontology annotation, biological process: TORC2 signaling.